This is a messenger RNA of Globicephala melas (long-finned pilot whale), 1264 nucleotides long. RefSeq lists its product as uncharacterized. The record is from RefSeq and is a predicted model, not a curated record. Lineage: Eukaryota; Metazoa; Chordata; Mammalia; Artiodactyla; Delphinidae.
AUGGGAAAGCAAGGGUCCCUGUUGGGACCAACGUGUGCGACCUUACCUGAAACGGAGGAGGAAGAGGAGGAGGGGGAAGCGUUGGCAGGAGCUGGCUGGGUGCGGGGGGGACGCGAGCAGAGGCGCGGUGCGCGCAGGCAGCGGCGGGCACGAGCCCCACGCCUGGAGGAGGAGGAGCCAGGCCCGAAAGGAGGGCUAACGAGGUUCUCGGCAACGCAGGGACGCCCCCCUACCCCCGCCCAGAUACCGGGUAACCGCCCACCGCCCGCCGCCCGCCGGGCACCUGCCAGGGCACAUCCCCAAGCGGCGGCGAGCGCCUCUCCCGGCGCCCACGCCGCGCCGGAGGAGCGGAGCCCACUCGCCGCCCGGGACUGCGCCCCGCGGCCGCCCUCAGGGACUCCCUGGAGGCCCCGAGGUUCCAGGGGGCUGCUGGUGGGUGCUGGUGCGGCUUCGGGGACGCGGUGUGUUUGUGCGGCCCUAGAUCCCCGGGACCUCGCCCUGCCGCCCGCCCCCCAGCGUGCCCUGGCUCCGGAGCGACGUGGCUGCCGAGGAGAGGUACAGCUCCCGCUGGAAGGCGAGGGGACUCAUCACGCCUGUACUUGGUCAUCAGCGCAUCCACGCAGGACCAAGUUCGAGGCAUGUUGCGUGGAAUCAGACAGCAGGAAGUUUCUCAGAUUUCCUGAGCCCUUCUGCUGUACCACUCAUUCCUUCACACUCCUGCAAUCAGGACCAAUUUCUCUUCAAAGCUCUGAGGGCUGGAGACUUCCCUGGAGCUGGUCAGUCAAGUCAUCUGCAAAUUAUUGGGAAACCCGCUCACUCUCAGCAAUUCUUUUCCCCAAUAUCUUUUCACAAACGUCCUCCCUACGUGGAGGACAAACUCAAUCAACCGCUCCAAAAAAGUUUACGUACUCCCCACCCUACCCACCUCCACCCCCAGCAGAAAGGAACCUGCUGUGCUUCUACUACCUCUGCAAAUUCUUUCCGCAGCGGGGCGGGGCGAUAAAAUCCAAACGUGCAACUUGAACAACAACAAAAAGAGAGACAUUUUCCUCUUCGUACUGCAGAUAAGCAGCAGAAAAAUGCAUGUCACCUUGUUCAGCCCAAUGGAACCCUUGCUGGUAGCAUGGGCCAUGACAAGACAGGACAGACUGGAGCCACUGGCCAGGACUGAAGGCUGAACACAACUCCAUUUCUCCAGGACAAGCUCCUCUACUCAGUGUUUCUACAACUCUUCUCCAACUUUUUUUGAAAACUGAUAAUAACA